AUGGUCUGUCUUCGAGGUGUACUGCUCUUCCUCCUCCUCUGUGCAAGCGACAUCCUCGGCGAGGGUCCAGUAUUUCACGUCCCUCCAGGUAUCGACCCUGAAGGAGAUCAAGUCUUACUUUUAGAACAAGGCUUCGAAGACGCGAUAGUACUGGCGAGGGUGGCGGCGAUAACCUUCGAUCCUUGUGAUGUCUACUUCAAUCGAUACUUCAACGCUGAAGAUAGCAAGUUCGUAAGCGACGUGUUCCGAACGAUCGCGAACAUACCCCUUGAUCUUUCUAUGGAAGACCUCAGCGGCAAUCUCAAUCCAGAUCUUUCCACCAUCGUUACCGGCAGCCUAAAUUCGAAGUUCCCGAAAUUGGAAAUCGCGAUUGGGGAUCAUCCUGACAGAGAUGAUCAAUCCGAACGGUGUGAAGAUGACCACAUCGAUGGCUUCUACUCCUUCAACCCCAACGAUCCUACUGCAGGGCUCCUGUCCAUCUGUAUCGGUGCAUGGAGAUAUCCGUCUCUAGACGACAUCUUAGAGCCACCACCCAGUUGGAAAGGAACGCCCGGCUUUGAGUGUGACGGGCUCGGCCCUCGUGAGUCCAACCUGGAGUUGCCCCUGGGCGGAGUCAUCCUCCACGAAAUGCUGCAUUGGCCAUACCUUUUCCAGAACGACGUCCCUGACUGGUCCACCAAGGUUCCUACAUUGCCACAGUACCCUACCAUUCGUCAGAUUCCAGAUUACAAAGAUCCAACGGGCAAUCCUCCCGAUGGUUAUGGUCCGUAUUACGCACCGCAACUCAAGAACGUGCCGAAGGGAAAGUGGGGACCCCAAUAUCCGAUAACAACCAACAACGCUGACAGUUUCGUCUAUUUCGCCACAACAAAGUACUGGUCCCUCAAAUGCAACCGGGAUUUCGCACCACCCGUCGACGAAGACGACGCCGAGCAACGAGAUGACCUCUGGAACGAAUUCCUUCCCGACGCAUCACCUUCUCCUCCACACAAGCGUUCCACCCUUCGUGAUCGUCUUCUCGGAUAUCGCUACAAUGGCACCUCUCAUCCCCACAGCAGAAUCAAGCGUUGAAGUACUUGCGGACUGCCGUCACGAUGCACCUGACGACGCGUUUACCAGAUGAGCGGUUGUGGGACAUUUGGGGGUUGUCACAUGUCGAGAAAAGCUGCCAACUUGAGGCCAAUGGUCGUGAUGCUUAUCGUCCUUCCCUGCUUGCUUGCGCGUGUGGUGGG
Molecule: messenger RNA, 1232 nt
Organism: Exophiala xenobiotica
Lineage: Eukaryota; Fungi; Ascomycota; Eurotiomycetes; Chaetothyriales; Herpotrichiellaceae
Exons: 2
Coding region: 1-1071 (356 amino acids)
Molecular function (GO): metallopeptidase activity
Source: RefSeq, a predicted model, not a curated record